GUAGUCGCGUGUUAGCUCGCGAGCGCUAUUCGCUUCUCAAUUUGCACCUAGCCUAGCCCAGUUUUUCAAUUUGUACCCCCAAUAUGCUCCAGAAAGACGUAAUCCUACGUGAAAAAUGUUUUUUUAACAAUGCGCAUCUGGUGAACGCUGCCCAUAUAUUUUCCACUGGGCCCGGCGUAGAAACGUCACGCUGAACUCCGUUCUGUGAGAUGAUUUGAAUUGAAUUUUUCGAUUGCAUUAAAACAUUUGUUCUUGUUGGGAAUUCCCGGCCGAAUUCACUCCUAAUGUCCUCGCUAGGACUCAAGGGCUGUUUCACCUGCCUCCGGCAGACGGAAAGCUUCCACCGAAUCACCGACCACGAUGAUGUGAGUGGCGAAAACAUUGAAGCGAUCUUCGCGCAGCACUUUCAGUUUACCAAAGAUGAUUACCGAAACCGGAUUGUCUGUACCAGCUGCUGGGAGAAGAUUGAUGAAUUCCACAAGUUCUACUGUCAGGUGGAGAAAAUCCAUGGGACAUCACAAUUAGUCAAGAUUAAGUCGGAACCUUCCGCAGAGGAGGUUGUUUUAGGGUGUGGAUUGACGGGGAAGGAUGCCCAUGAUGACUGUGCUAAAAAGGUGGAAAACCCGGAAGAUGAGGAGGAACUACCUAAAAGCCUCAUUUUCUGCGAGCCAAUUUGCGAACUAGCAGAAAAACCAAAGUUGGUUGCAGGAAGUGGGAAUGAAUCUGAGAUUAACGGUGACGAUGACAUGGUAGACAAAGAUUCUGCCAGUUCCACUGCUUCGGAAAAUAUCCCAUUGGCGAGACGACUAGCUGCCCGGAAAAGGAAACGACCUGAUGCGGCUAAGGGUCAACAUGUGUUCAGUUGCCACAUUUGCCUCGAAAGUGGUGCGAAUGAUGGGGAGAAAUUCAGAACGUUCUUUCGAUUGGAUGUUCACUUUAAGAAAGAGCAUAACAUGAAUGGUUAUGUAUUUUGCUGCAAUCGGAGAUGGACCUCAAAAAAGGCUUUUGUUGAACACUUUGAUAAUCACGAAGCGACGAAAGUUGAUCAGAAACGAUGUUUAGAGUGCAACUGUAUGUUUAACAAUGAGAGCAGCUACGCUAAGCACAUGUAUUUCGUACAUACGCCGGAGGAUCAGAAGCAGUUCAGGUGCGUUCGAUGCUCAAAGGCUUUCGCUGCCGAAGAUCUUCUCAACAGUCACAUCAAUUGGCAUGAAGAGGUGGAGAAGAAGAAUCAUCACUGCCCGAUUUGCAAUAAAUAUUUUUUAAACGCUAACUAUUUGGAGAAACACAAUUUAAGCCAUCACAAGAUUAACAAGUAUGCGGCGGCGGUGACGACAACGUCGACCGGAGAAGAACUGGUCAGCAAGAAGGUGGAGAUGCCCCUAAAGCGAAAAAGAGGGACACCUGCAGACUUUGCCAAGCAGGAGGAACUUAUUCGUAGGUUUAUUAUAUUGAACUGUUCGAAAUGUGAUUUCAUUGGGCAAACAUUCAAAGAGCUGUCCGAACAUGCAUCAAGUGUGCAUAAAAUGUCGACUCCUUCGGUGGUAUGUUGCUAAAGACGAUUCGGUAAGCGGCAUCGGCUGUACGAGCAUUGCCUUCGACAUCUGAAUCCGGAUCACUUCAAGUGUGAGCUGUGCGGAAAAGCCUUCACUGAUAGCUACGGCUUACAGCAUCACAAGUGGUGGAUACACGCUCCUGUUUCAGAGCGACCGUUCAAGUGUGACAUCUGUGGGGAUGCUUUUGUGAAAGAUUACCUCCUCAAGCAGCACAUGGAACGACACAUGGACAAGGAACGUAAAACGCAUACCUGUGAGUUGUGCAACAAAACCUACACCACUCCGACAAAGUUGAAGGCACACAUGCAGAAACUACACGGAGCGGUCAGCAAUUGGGUUUGUGAUGUUUGCGCCAAAGGUUUCACCCACCGGGCUCUGCUGGAGGACCAUCAGAAGACUCACACCGAGGAGGGUUUGGCGAGCUUGAAGAUGCAAUGUGAGAAAUGCAACAAAUGGUUAACCAAUAGAAAAGGCUAUCUACGCCAUAAAAUACGCUGUUUCGACAGUAAACCAGCCACGUGCGAUAUUUGUGGUCUCGUGUCGGUAAACGAGGCCUCGCUGGUAGCACACAAAAAGCUACAACAUGGAUCCCGUCCGAAAUUCACCUGUACAUAUUGUGGAAAGGAGUUUAAAAAGCAGCUACGAUUAAAGGAACACGAAGCAUCCCAUGCAGGAAUCAUUUUGUAUGAAUGUCCAUUCUGUCCCCGAAUGUGCAAUUCCAGCUCCAACAUGUACACUCAUAAAAAGACGGCCCAUCCUGAGGAAUGGGCAGAAGCCAUGGCUGCUCGUGAUGGCCGAAGCUAGAGUGUUGAAUACACUCUCAGAAAUAGAAAUAAACCUAUCCCUCGAUUUACACUGAUGAUAGGUUCCCGACAAAAUCGUGUAAGAUAAAAUCUCCUGUUGGGGGUCUUCGUAGCCACUUGGUUACGCGUUCGCUACCAAGCGAUCGAUCGUGAGUUCAAACUCAGGGCCCUCAAUUGACCAUCUUUGUGUUGUUAUAGAAUAACUACGUCCACGCAACCAUCAUCAGCGAUGGAAAUCGAUCCACGGUCGAAAUAAGAUCGAUUCAUCCAUACAACUGCUCUGCUCUGCAAGAAACAUCGGGCUGCUGUUCUAUAAAUAACUCAACAAUGAUCAAUAUCAACUGUCUCCGCUGUCCGGUCUGCUGAACAAUGGAUGAACAGAAAGAAUACCCUUACGCCUAAAUGGCUACUACUGUGUAAUUUACCAUAAUGUAAUGGAACAGAAAAAAAACUUUAAAACGCCUAAAUGGCUACUACUAAUGACUGUGUAAUUUACAAUUUAUAGAAACAUAAACAUAUGUACAUGUACACGAUUAAAACCCGGCUCUGUAACAGCUAAAAUGCUAAUGAGCCUAAUAAAUAAAUAAAUCAGAUAAAAAAAACCUAUGUAAAACCGCGUAAAACAAAAUAAACUCCCUAUAUGUACACAAUUUAGUUAUUUAUUCAAGUAAAACAAUGGAAUCAAAGGCCAAACAGCUAUUUAUUUCCCGAUUGCAUUCCGUUUUAUUCUAUGUUUGAUGUAUUUCUGAUGUAUGUGUAUUCCGUUUCAACUAGUUCCUCAGGAGUAUGUUCUGAAAACUAUUGGCGAUCUAACGUACAAAUCUACACCUAGGCGGCGCUGCGUAGUGAAAACUAUAAAAAUGUUGACAAUGGUUGAAUUAAAGAAGGAAAUUCGAGAGCACAAUCAAACACAAGUAGAAAAAUGCACGAUUCCUGCAUGUGAGAACUACCUUGGAAAGCCCGGAAGUAAAAUAUACGUGAUUUGUUUUUGAGUUUUAGGUUACAUUAGCAUCAUUUUCUUAGUUCAAA
Molecule: messenger RNA, 3388 nt
Organism: Toxorhynchites rutilus septentrionalis
Lineage: Eukaryota; Metazoa; Arthropoda; Insecta; Diptera; Culicidae
Product: transcription factor grauzone-like
Exons: 6
Biological process (GO): regulation of DNA-templated transcription
Cellular component (GO): nucleus
Molecular function (GO): DNA-binding transcription factor activity, RNA polymerase II-specific; zinc ion binding; RNA polymerase II cis-regulatory region sequence-specific DNA binding
Source: RefSeq, a predicted model, not a curated record